This is a messenger RNA of Otolemur garnettii (small-eared galago), 276 nucleotides long. Its product is annotated as ubiquitin-fold modifier 1-like. The transcript has 2 exons. Gene Ontology annotation, biological process: protein K69-linked ufmylation. The record is from RefSeq and is a predicted model, not a curated record. Lineage: Eukaryota; Metazoa; Chordata; Mammalia; Primates; Galagidae. Gene Ontology annotation, cellular component: cytoplasm; nucleus.
AUGUUGAAGGUUUCCUUUAUGAACACCUUGAAGUCAAACCCACAGCUGCCCUACAAAUUACUUAGUAUUCCUGAAAGUAUGCUUUUAUUUUUGCAUACAUCUUUUAUAGAGGUCUUAAAAUUUGUAGUAGGAGAAUUUAAAGCUCCUGCUGCAAAAAGUGCAAUUAUUACCAAUGAUUGAAUAGGAAGAAAUCCCACAUAGACUGUUGGAAAUGUUUUCCUGCAACAUGGUUCAGAACUGAGAAUUAUACCUAGAGAUAGUGUUGGAAGUUGUUAA